ACUGUUGCCAUGGCGAUGGAAGAGAGCACGCUCUCGCUCGCAUUGCCUGUUUCUUUUCUAUUGCUUUAUCUGGCUCUCUGUGUGUCGAGGCACAGCAGCUUCUCUCGCUCUGACAGGAGGCUCGCUUUCCUCCACACAAGCAUCAGUAACUAAGAUGACUGCCAUGACAAUUCAUUGAGAGGAGAGGACGCCAAGUGAAGCAUCAGCCAACCCGCCGAAGAAGGAGAGGAAGGAGUGAUCGGGGGUGAAAAAAGAGAGGAAGAGGAAGAGGAAAAGAAAGAGGGAGGGGCAGGACGAGCGAGGGGGGGAAAGGGAAGGGGAGAGUAAUCGAGGGAUAAACGGUGGAUGGAGGCGGCUCAGACCGAGGCUACGAGGCGCUCUUCACUGACGAGGAAGAAGAAGAAGAACAGCAGCAGCAGCGGGGGGGAGAGAGGAUGGAGGCUAAAGGCAGAAACAUGCCCCCAGAUAUCAGUUUCCUUCCCCGGCCGGCGAUGUGGUGGUGCGAGCGGGGCAUCCAGGUGCUGCUGACCACCAUGGGAGCGUUCGCGGCGUUCGCCCUCAUGACCGUGGCCAUCGGCACGGACUACUGGCUGUACGCCCGCGCCUUCAUCUGCAACAGCACGGCCAACUCGUCCCAGGAGGAGUCCAACAACAAGGACAAGAAGGACCCCGGGGCGCUCACCCACUCGGGCCUCUGGAGGAUCUGCUGCCUGGAAGGCUUGAAGCGAGGUGUUUGUUCCCAGAUCAACCAUUUCCCCGACGACGCUGACUACGACCAAGAUGCUGCAGAGUAUCUGCUGCGUGUGGUUCGAGCCUCCAGCAUCUUCCCCAUCCUCAGUGCCAUUCUGCUCCUGCUGGGCGGGGUGUGCGUCGCCGCCAGCGGCUUCUACAAGAGCAAGAGAAACAUCAUCCUCGGUGGAGGGAUUCUCUUUGUAGCUGCAGGCCUCAGCAACAUCAUCGGCGUGAUCGUCUACAUCUCGGCAGCGCUGAGCGACAUCUCUCCAAAGAAAGACGAGGACAAGAAGUGGCACUACUCCUACGGCUGGUCGUUCUACUUCGGCGGGCUGUCCUUCAUCCUGGCCGAGAUGGUGGGCGUCCUCGCCGUCAACAUCUACAUCGAGAAGAACAAGGAGCUGCGCUGCCGCUCUCGCGCCGACCUCUUCAAGAGCACCACGCACGCCAUGCUGCGCCUGCCCAGCUACCGGUUCAGACGGCGCUCUCGCUCCAGCUCGCGCUCCACCGACCCGCCGCACUCCCAGGAGACCUCGCCCAUCGGUGCCUCCAAGACCUUCAGCCUGCCGCCCUCGGCCCCGCCCUUCUCCGUGGCCACCCUGCCCAACCCUCACCACACCAGCAGCGGCGGGAGCGGAGGAGGCGGAGACAUCUCCAUGUACACGCUGUCGAGGGACUCCAAGCUGGGCAGCCUGGGAGGUGGCGCCCCGCCGCUCUACGGCACGGUGGACCGCGCCACGCUGUACCAACUCCAUAACUACUUUCCAAAAGAUUCGACCGGCAGUGGAGGGAGUGGAAGCGGAGGAGGAGGAGGAGGAGGAGCGGUGGUCAGCAGCGGUACUCUCCCGUCUCACUCCAAGUCCAACCUAGCGGCGGCAGCGGCUGUAGCCCAGAACGCGGCACCGCUGAAUACCUCCACCACCGCCGUAGCAGCGGCCCCGGCGGCUCCGAUAUCUACAGCCACCAUGGAGAGGGAACGGGGCAACGUGGGAACCCUGGACCGACUGACGGCCAAGAGGGACCGGGAUAGCAACUCAGAUACUCUGAACAGGAAAACGACACCGGUUUAGAACCUCGCCGGGAGGGAGGAGUUAGAUAUGUUUGACGGUAAAGCGAGGGAAAAGUAGGGCUGAAAAUGUGAAGGCAACACAUUGACGGUGAUGUUUCUGUCCUUGAGCCUGGAGGUAUCCAACUACCAUGAGUAAGAACUCUAACAAAUUCACAUGGUGGCCAUUUUCACCUAAAAUAUCUCGGAAAUUCACAUCGUAUUGGAUAUGCUAACAUGCUAACAAUGCUAACAAAUUUUG
Messenger RNA from Labrus mixtus (cuckoo wrasse), 2039 nucleotides. Its product is annotated as voltage-dependent calcium channel gamma-4 subunit-like. The transcript is spliced from 6 exons. The coding region runs from base 435 to 1802 and encodes 455 amino acids. The record is from RefSeq and is a predicted model, not a curated record. Gene Ontology annotation, biological process: neurotransmitter receptor internalization; positive regulation of synaptic transmission, glutamatergic; neurotransmitter receptor transport, postsynaptic endosome to lysosome. Lineage: Eukaryota; Metazoa; Chordata; Actinopteri; Labriformes; Labridae. Gene Ontology annotation, molecular function: voltage-gated calcium channel activity; channel regulator activity. Gene Ontology annotation, cellular component: postsynaptic density membrane; AMPA glutamate receptor complex.